This is a messenger RNA of Juglans regia (Persian walnut), 417 nucleotides long. RefSeq lists its product as uncharacterized. NCBI's taxonomy places the organism in Eukaryota, Viridiplantae, Streptophyta, Magnoliopsida, Fagales, Juglandaceae. The coding region runs from base 1 to 417 and encodes 138 amino acids. The record is from RefSeq and is a predicted model, not a curated record. The transcript has 2 exons.
AUGCUGAGGGAGAAUUUGCUGAAGUCUCAGAAUAGAAUGAAGGAGUUUGCAGAUAGAAAGAGAACUGAGAGGGAAUUUCAAGUGGGAGAUUGGGUUUUGGAAAGAAUUGGAACAGUGGCCUACAAACUCAACUUGCCUCCAUCUACAAAGAUACAUCCUGUGGUACAUGUGUCAUGUUUGAAGAAAAAGUUGGAUCAAAAUGUUAUUCCACUUCCUACAUUGCCUCCUUUGGAUUCUCAAGGAAAAGUGCAACCUGAACCUGAGUUGAUCUUACAAAGAAGGAUGAAGAAAAUCAGAAACCAUGCGGUCACUGAAGUAUUGGUGAAAUGGUUAGGAGCUUCUAUUGAAGAUAGUACCUGGGAACUUCUGUGGACAUUGCGGGAUCGCUAUCCCCACCUUGUGGGCAAGGUCCUUUAG